GCCGAUUGGCUGCCCUUGAGUCUCUCCAAUAUGGCGGCGCCCAACUCUGCUCCAAAUUGUGAGGACUUUGCAGAAUUUCAGGAAUUGCUGAGGGUGAUGAGAACAAUUGAUGACAGAAUAGUCCAUGAGUUAAAUACUACUGUUCCAACUGCUUCAUUUGCAGAAAAAGUUGAUGCUAGCCAAACCUGUAAACACCUUCAUCAGGCGCUAAUGGAGGCUCAUGAAAGUAGAGAUAGAAUGAUUAAAACAUGUAUUGCCCAAGCAUCUAGUGUGGUGAAAGCUUUACAAGAAGAGAGGGCGAAAUCCCUGGAGGACAUAGCAUUGUUAAAAAGGCUCAGAAAAGAACAGACAAAGUUGAAAUUAAUGCAGUCGGAGUUGAAUGUUGAAGAAGUGGUAAAUGAUAGAAGCUGGAAGGUAUUUAAGGAACGCUGCAGAGCUCAUUAUAAGCCUCCAAAGAGUCAAUGAUGGGACUGAGGGGGGAGGGCUUCCCCUUGAUAGUGGACUUCAAUCAUGCAGAUAAACUGGAGAAGAAACAUGGAGCAAGCUUCAUAGGGACCUUCUGAAAAGUCACAUACAUCCAUGGAAUUCAUCCCAAUGAAUUAUUUUGCUAAUUAAUAUGAACCAACUGUUAAUUUGUACAAGAUGUAUGGGGGGGAAGGGUUUUUAUUAAAAAAAACAUUCAGAAGGAAUUUGUUAUUGC
Messenger RNA from Pogona vitticeps (central bearded dragon), 700 nucleotides. It is a transcript of the gene MIX23, whose product is annotated as mitochondrial matrix import factor 23. Lineage: Eukaryota; Metazoa; Chordata; Lepidosauria; Squamata; Agamidae. The record is from RefSeq and is a predicted model, not a curated record. Gene Ontology annotation, cellular component: mitochondrion; mitochondrial intermembrane space.